AUGAACUGGAAGUUGAGUUUGUUAAUUGUUUUGAUGCUCCUCUUCUCUGUUACACAAAACCCAACUUUGGCCAGAGUAACUUAUCCAUCUCACACGACAAGAGAAGGGAUUGGAGAUAUACGUAUCAAGAAAGGAAUGAAGAUUGGUUUUAGAGGGAGUUUCUCUAGAUCUGCUCAUCAUGGAAACGAUCCACCUAAGCAUGUCUAA
Eruca vesicaria subsp. sativa (arugula) is the source of this 207-nucleotide messenger RNA. The record is from the annotation of a GenBank genome assembly. Lineage: Eukaryota; Viridiplantae; Streptophyta; Magnoliopsida; Brassicales; Brassicaceae.